AUUACUGGAUACUUCGCUGUGCGAAGCAGAUUUAGCACAGCUCCAAGAGCUGGUAACUCAGCAAAUCAACUUACAGCGCUGCAAAACACCAACGCUCGCCUGCUCAACUCCUUACGCUUCUGGAGCUAAACUGGCAUGCAUGGCAGAUUAUGUGAUGAAGUUCCACAUGCUAGCCACUCAGACGGAUGGAACGAUGCUGCACUGAAAGCCAUGUUCAGAGAAUGACUUAACCCUAACCUCCAGAAUGAACUAGCUUGUUGGGAUGAGAACCUGGAUAACCUGGUCUGGAAGCACCCACCUCGGUCCCAACCAGUUCCUCUCUGUCAAAUCCCCUGGACCAAUACAGAUCGACCAUACAAGGAUAUGCCAAGCUCUCUUAGAUUCUGGAUCUGCAGUCAAUUUGAUCCACCACCAGCCCUAGGAGGAGCAACUUCCCCUCACCCAAUGCCCAGUUCCUCUAAGAUUCACUGCUGUGGACUGUCAACCCAUUGGUUACGCAGUUGUGACAGAAACGUCUCUGCAAUUUGUGGAACUUGAACUAGCAUAAUGGCUGCAGGAUCUCAAGAGACAUCAUAUACUGUACAUGAUUUAAUCCAGAAGAGUGAAUUAAUCAGUGAAGGUCCACCUAAACGAUUUCAUCUCAUCACUACAAGAAGUAAUCUUGGUGAAAACGGCUCAGUGAGAAAAUGGACAUUUGGACAGAGAAACAUCAAUAUGCAAAACAAAAUCCUGCUAAUUGUAGGAGAAACUGGAACAGGCAAAACUACUCUGAUAAAUGCCAUGACUAAUUAUAUACUCGGGGUGAAGUUUACAGAUGAAGUGUGGUUUGAGAUUACAGAGGAGGGAGGAGUGAAUCAGUCAGAUCAGUCAAAAAGUCAAACAACUGAAAUCUCUGUGUAUGAGGUGUUUGCCCAGAACAACCCAAACUGUCUGACCAUCAUUGACACUCCAGGUUAUGGAGACACCAGGGGAACAGAAUAUGACAAACAGAUCGCUGAGAAUCUCCACAAUCUGUUUCACAGUGAUGGUGGAGUGAAAGAAAUAGAUGCAGUCUGUCUGGUAGUUAAGGCAUCUGAGAAUCGACUCUCUGACAGACAGCAAUACAUCUUUGAUGCAGUUUUGUCUUUAUUUGGUAAAGACAUAGAGGACAACAUUGUGAUAUUUAUCACUCACUCAGAUGGACUGCCUCCAGAUGAUGCCCUUAACGCCAUUCAAAAAGCAGGGAUUCCCUGCAGGACAAAUAAUGAUAAUGAACCUGAGCAUUUUUUAUUUAACAAUCGGCAAACAAAAAAGAGGAGCAACAAGUAUAACAAAGAUUUCCAGAGAGCUUGGGAUCUAACAGAGGACACUUUAAAUGAGUUCUUUGAUUUACUAUGUAAACAGAACAGAAAAAGUUUAGUGCAGACUGAAACUGUUCUGACUGAGUCGAUACGACUUGAAGCCUGUAUUUCUAAUCUACAAACCCGAAUUGAGUUUAUAGAGUUCAAGAGUAAAGAACUGACUCAAAUACAGAAAGCUCUUGAGGAAAACCAUGAAAAGAUUGAGCGAGAUGAAAACUUUACUUUCACAGUCACCAAAUAUUACAAAGAAAAAGUUCCCAUUGAAGAUGCUUCAUGGAAGAACAGAAAGGUGACCAGUUGCUCUGUCUGUAAGGAGAACUGUCAUGAGUACAGUUGCUGGUGUGCCCUGAAUGCCAGAUUGUGUAAAGUCAUAAAAAAAGGCUACUGCACUGUAUGUACAGGCAAAUGUCACUACACUAAACAUGUCAAAGAGAACAAGAAAUACGUUACACGCAGUGAAAACAACAACAUGACAUUUGAUGAACUUAAAAUACAAUAUGAAGGUUGCGGUAAUCCAGAAUCAGAUACCAGGUUUGACUCUGAGUCCUUUGAGAAUGUAAAAAAGGACUUUGAAAGCAAAAAGAAACAGGAAGAGGAGAAGAGCAUAGAGAAGAGAUUGCAAGAAGAACUGACCGAGAAAGAAAAAGAAAAAGCUGAGCUGGUGGAAGAAGCCUUCAACAGCAUCAUGAAACUGUCAGAGAUUGCUCUGAGGCCAGACUCUGCUUUCAUUGUUCAAUCUCUUGACUUCUUGAUCCCUCGAGCUGAGGAAACUGGAAGAAAUGUUCUUGCUAAGAAUCUAAGAGACCUAAGGAAGAUUCAGCCUGAAUCAGAGGAAAGAGUUCAUGCUGCAAUUGAGUAUGCAAGAGCAGGUUUAAAUAAAGUGAAAAAUUUCAUUAGUGGUAAAUAAAUAAAU
This is a messenger RNA of Tachysurus vachellii, 2253 nucleotides long. RefSeq lists its product as uncharacterized. Gene Ontology annotation, molecular function: ATP hydrolysis activity; GTP binding. The record is from RefSeq and is a predicted model, not a curated record. The coding region runs from base 547 to 2247 and encodes 566 amino acids. NCBI's taxonomy places the organism in Eukaryota, Metazoa, Chordata, Actinopteri, Siluriformes, Bagridae. The transcript has 4 exons.